This is a messenger RNA of Lathyrus oleraceus (garden pea), 1721 nucleotides long. Its product is annotated as NAC domain-containing protein 72. Bases 114 to 1109 code for a protein of 331 amino acids. NCBI's taxonomy places the organism in Eukaryota, Viridiplantae, Streptophyta, Magnoliopsida, Fabales, Fabaceae. Gene Ontology annotation, biological process: regulation of DNA-templated transcription. The transcript is spliced from 3 exons. The record is from RefSeq and is a predicted model, not a curated record. Gene Ontology annotation, molecular function: DNA binding.
AAUAACCGCCACCAGUUGCUUAGAAAAAGAAAAAGAAAGAAAAAGAAAAAUUAAAAAUUAACAAAGAAACACGUGUUUUCUUGGCUCAUUGUUCUCUGUUUUAUAUCAUCAAAAUGGGAGUUCCAGAUAAAGAUCCUCUCUCCCAGUUGAGUUUACCUCCUGGUUUCAGAUUCUUCCCUACUGAUGAAGAGCUUCUUGUUCAGUACCUAUGUCGCAAAGUGGCAGGACACCAUUUUUCUUUGCCAAUUAUUGCUGAAAUUGAUUUAUACAAAUUCGAUCCAUGGGUUCUUCCAGGUAAAGCGAAUUUCGGUGAGAAAGAGUGGUAUUUCUUCAGUCCAAGGGACAGAAAAUAUCCUAAUGGUUCACGACCAAACAGAGUUGCUGGGUCGGGUUACUGGAAAGCUACUGGAACUGACAAAAUCAUCACCACUGAAGGUAGAAAAGUUGGCAUAAAGAAAGCACUUGUUUUCUAUAUUGGUAAAGCACCAAAAGGCACCAAAACGAAUUGGAUUAUGCAUGAGUAUCGCCUUCUUGACACUUCAAGAAAACACAACCUUGGUAGCUCCAAAUUGGAUGAUUGGGUUUUGUGUCGCAUAUACAAGAAGAACUCAAGCUCGCAAAAGGAAGUUCAAUCGUUUUCUGGGAAAGAAUAUAGCAAUGGUUCAUCGCCUUCUUCAUCCUCCCAUGUGGAGGAUAUGUCGGAUUCGUUUCCGGUAAUUGACGACCAGAGCUUUGCGCUUCCGCGGGUGACAUCGCUCAGAAUGUUACAGCAAGAGGAGAAGUUCGGGUUUCAUAACAUGGGCGCCGGAAUUUUCUCUGAUUGGGUUAACCCAACGGAGUUUGACUCGAUACCCGAAUUUGAUUCCGGGAGCCAAACACAGGGGAUGUUGAAUUACAGCUGUAGUGACUUUUGUGUCCCUUCAGCUCCGCCGUUUGGCCAGAUGGACUUCUCGGCGGGAUUUAGGAACCCCACGGAAGAAGAGGUUCAGAGUGGCAUGAAGACUCACCGGGUUACCGAUAAUGAUAAUUUCAAUUUGUAUCAGCAUAAUCAAAAUGCGUUUUUGUCGGGCCUAGACGGCCCGUUUGGGUUUGGGUUUUCGGGUCAUUAAUUAGGUUUAUAGACUAAGAAGUUGUUUAUGUCAUGAUAAUUUAGAAGAAAAAAAUAUUUAAAUUAAAGCAAACGAACCUCAUAUAAAGGCUAAACAGAAUCACCAACUUCAAAUACUGGCAAUGAAAUUUAUUUAGAAUCUACACAAGAAUUCUAAGCAUAUGUGUCAAUCGGAAAUGCACUGCAUAUGUGCAAAUAAUUGGUGAUUUUUUGGCAAUUCAACGUGAGUGUGACGGUUUAGUUUGGUUUGGUUAUGGAUCAUAAAAGUAGAAAGACAAAAAAUGCAGUUUUGGUCCUGGUGAAUGUAGGAAUACGCAAGGAAAUAUAGAAUGAAUCCGUGUACUGGUUAGUGACAAAGAAAGUAACUAUGGAAAUUGGGAUGGUGCAUGAACCCAUUGGAGCUGAAAAAGGGGUUCUGUUUUCAACUUUGCAUGACAUUAUUUAGCUGUAGUAGGCACAUUUCGGCUCGCGCAUGUGGAACACGUUCUACCUAAACACAAUAUUGCGGCUGUUUUCAGAAGUUGGUUUAUAUUUUGUAUAUUGUUCUUGAUAUCCUAUAGGUUGUGGACAACGCGACAAAUUGAUUUGCAAUAAAGGAUGUAUAUAUAGAUUA